Molecule: messenger RNA, 1749 nt
Organism: Passer domesticus (house sparrow)
Lineage: Eukaryota; Metazoa; Chordata; Aves; Passeriformes; Passeridae
Gene: PSRC1
Product: proline and serine rich coiled-coil 1
Biological process (GO): mitotic metaphase chromosome alignment
Cellular component (GO): microtubule cytoskeleton; spindle microtubule; spindle pole
Molecular function (GO): microtubule binding
Source: RefSeq, a predicted model, not a curated record
CCACGCCCCCAGCUUAUGGAGGCGGAGCGCAGGGGAGCGGAAGAGCCAAUCAGUGAGGCGAAAGGCGAGGAGACUGGCCAAUCAGAGUGGAGGUUUAAAGGGCGCGAGCCAAUCGGAACCCGGGGCGGGCGCGCCGCGAUUGAGCCGCAAGGGGAGGGGGAAUUCGAAAGAGACCACGCCCUUUCGUUAGGCCACGCCUCCUUGGCGCGCGCGACGAGCGGGAGCCGGGGGCGGUGGCCCCGGUGCCCCGAGGCGAUGGCCGAGGACCGAGAUGUUAGAUUUGUCACCGAGGAGAGCUUCGACUUCAGCGUGCUGUCCCCGUCUGACAGCCAGGAGGAAGAGGAGGAUGAGGAUAGCCCGGGCGGGGGGUGCCAGCACGGGGGCAGCAGCGCGCACUGGAGUCCCCUGAGUGGGGCCCAUCUGGAAGAGAUGGUGCGGGAGGCCACGCGCCUGGCGGCACAGUUGGAGGGGUGUCACCUGCCCCCUCCCGCUCCCAGAGACCCCCCGGGACCCACCACCACACCCCGCAGCCCCCGCCGCCAGACCUUCGUGGUGAAGGACAGCCCGGUGCGGGCACUCCUGCCCACCGUGGAGUCUCAGGGACCUGCCCCUAUCCCCCGCCUCCCCACCAAGCCCCGGGGGGCCUCUGCUGCCACCAGUGUCCCCAAGGCACACCCCAGCCGUAAUUCCACAGCAGCAGCAAAGGGACCCUCGGGUGGCAGGGGGCUCCCUGCUAGUCGCGUGGGGCCCCCCCGGCCAUGUCCUCCCCAGGGGCAGGGAGCUGCUGCCCGGGGCAGGUCAGAGCCCCCCCAGGCGGGGACAGCAGGCCAGGCUAAGGUGAGAGGGGGCACAGUCUCCUGCCCCCCCCCCACCCGCCAGCCCCAUACCAGGACCACCACCACCCUUGUCCCCUCUGGCUGUUCCCCGGCACCCACUGCCCUCCCCAAGGUGUCCCCUCGGACUCCAGCAACAGGUGGGAGGACCCCCACGCCCAGAGGUGCAGGGGCAGCACGGGCAGCCCCCCCAACUGGUGCCUCAGGGUGCAAACCAGGAGCCCCCCCCGCCCGCCUGCGGCCCUCCCGCAAGACGGCGGUGAGCAGCACCCCGAGGUGACACCCCCAAACCACCCCACACCCACCCAGAGGCCCUGGGGGCACCCAGACCCCCCCCCUAGGUACCAGCUAAGGUACCUAGGCUGGGGGGGGGGGCAGAGCCAAGGCCACCCCAGGGAUGAGUUGAGGCAUCCACUGGGUUUUGGAAGGAGGCAGGCAGCACCAGGGGCUCCUAGGGAGCAGCCAAGGCACCUGUUGGGUUGACAAGUUGCAGGGCAGAGUUGGAGCCCCCAGGGACCAGCUAAGGUUGGGGUGGCAGAGCCAGAGGCCUCCCCAGGGAUGAGCCGAGGCACUCACUGAGUUUUGGUUUAAUUACAAAAGAUCCCAUCAGCAGUAGGAAACCCCCCACAUCCCUCAGCACCCAGGGGUCCCUCAUCCCCCCAACACCCAUCCCUGGGUUCCCCCACCUGAGCCUCGCCCCUGGGUAGGGGGGUGCCAGACUUCCCUGUAACCCCUAGCUGAUCCCCCCUCCACAUGCCCCCCACCUGGGGGAGUUGGCACCAUAGGAUGGGUUGCACCUUCAUGGAGGUUGGCACCUUGGGGGGCAAGGGGAGUUGGCACAAUGGGGGAAGUUGAUUAUAAAUUCCUUUUUCUGUAUUUUCAUGUAUUUUUUAAAUAAAACACUCUGCUGGGCAAA